Molecule: messenger RNA, 2442 nt
Organism: Durusdinium trenchii
Lineage: Eukaryota; Dinophyceae; Suessiales; Symbiodiniaceae
Source: the annotation of a GenBank genome assembly
AUGGAAGAAAAUGCCGGACAUGGAGAAAUAGCGCGCACUCUCGUGCGGCCAACAAGGCUUCUUGGCUCCAGCUGGGUUCAAAAUUCCUUGGCGUUUCCUGGGCGGUCCGCGUCGUGUUCCGCGGUUUUCAAGGGCAUGACAGGUCCAAUUCCUUUCCUCCACUCCUUCUUCCGCAGCUUCUGCGUCGGCUUCCUCCUUCUGCCACCGAGCUACGGAGCGACGGAGCUACGCAUCUCGGAGGUGUCGGAGUUCUCCACGGCGGAGGAGGGUUGUUUGACGCCAUGGCUGGAGUUAGAACACUUCGGAGCAAGCCCACUGGACCUUUCUGGGGCGAUUUUAUGUGGCCAGGACUCUUGUAGUGGUGCUUCUGAGAGUUACACCUUCCCAGCUGGCAGCCUCCUUCCAGCUGCCUCACGUGCCGUCUUGUGCCAGCAAUUUACGUUUCCCCUCGGUGGCUUGGAGGCGUCCAUUGUGACCCUGGAAGAUCCUGGAGGUCAGCGCUUGGCCACGACAGGCUGGAUGCCCGGCUGUACCGUGACGACGAGCAUCAUGUCAUGCACCGAUCGAAUCUUCAGCGAAUUUGCGCGUGAGCAGAAGGUCUCCUAUGGCCGGUAUUUGGAUCAAACGGGCUUUUGGAGAUAUGGUUUUCUGCAUCCACCCACACCAGGAGAAGAGAACAUCUUGAACUGCUCCAACGGAAGCUCUGGAAGCUGCAGCUAUGUCCCUGAGCACAUUUGGAACGUGACCUGUGCGGAUUCCUAUUCUGAGAGCUUUGAGGGGAAUGAGGCCCUCUGCCUGGCAUCUUGCUCGGAGGACUCCAGGUGCAACUUCUUUUGGGUGAAUGAGAAUGGCAAGUGCAGCAAGUUCGAGGUGUGUGACGACGUCCGGGCGGUGGUGUGGGCGUUUGACGGCAAAGAGACGAGAACGACCACCUGGCGAAAGCUCGUGGGAGCAGUGCAGAUCUGCAUCUUCGAGCGAGCGGGCAAAGGAUCGAAGACCUUGGAAAAGAAUUCUGACAGCAGCAUGAUCUUCCGAGAGGAGGAAGGCAAGACUUUGCUGGUUCCUUUGCAUCCCAAAAGCAGCUCGAAGGAGCUGCGCAAAUUCACCGUUGAGGAGGUGGCCAAGCACAACACUCGAGACAGUUUGUGGAUCAUUGUCGACAACAUGGUCUACGACACCACGAGGUACAUCGACAAGCAUCCCGGUGGCCCCUUGAUGCUAGAGAACAUGGCCGGAAAGGACUGCACGGAUGCUUUUGCGAACUACCAUACCGCGCGCGUUUACAAGCAGCUGCUGCCCCCCAUGCUGAUUGGGGAGGCCACGGAUGUGACGGUGCCUCCCCAUGUACAGGAUUUUCGGGAGGUGCGGCAGGAACUUUUGCGCCGCGGGCUUUUUGAGACAGACAUGCGCUUCUAUGCCAAGAUGGGUGCAUGGCUCCUCUCGCUGUUUUUGCUCUCUUUGUACCUGUCCAUAGGAUGCACCUCCACGCGGUCGCACAUGCUGGGCGCGGCCGUCAUGGGACUCUUCUGGCAGCAGCUCGCUGGGAUUGGCCACGACAUGGGCCACAGCGCCAUCAGCCACAACUUUCAUUUGGACCACAGUAUUUGCUCUUCAUUGGUCGCAUUUAUGGGCAUCUCCGUCUGCUGGUGGAAGAGGAAUCACAAUACCCACCACAUCGUUUGCAAUUCGAUUGAGCAUGACCCAGACAUUCAGCACUUGCCGGCCAUCGCAGUGAGCCCAGAGAUCUUCAAAAAGCCGUUCUGGAGCACCUACUACAAUGAGCUGAAGGCCAUGGACUCGGUGGCCCGAUUCUUGGUGAGCUUCGAGCACAUCUUCUUUUAUCCGAUCAUGAUGGUCGCACGCUUCAACCUCUAUGCUCAGUCUCUCAUUCAGCUUUGCGCCAAGGAGUAUUUGCACUAUCGUAAGACGGAGUUCGCGGCCUUCGCCGUUUACUUCGCAUGGAUCGGUGCGCUGGUGAGCUCCCUCCCGACCUGGGGGGAGAUAUUUGGCUGGCUACUGGUGAGCCAUGCGGUGUCCGGUCUGCUGCACGUGCAAAUUUGCUGCUCCCAUUUUUCGAUGGAAAAGUACCAUGGCCAUGCCUACAACGAUGCAACGGAUGAGUGGUACAUCACACAGUUGAAGACCACGAUGAACUUCGACACGCCCCCAGUGCUGGAUUGGGUUCAUAUCGGCCUUCAGUUUCAGAUUGAGCACCACCUUUUUCCACGACUUCCUCGACACAACCUCCGCGAAGCAAGAAGCUUGGUGAAGGAGGUGUGUCGAAAGCACAACAUCCGCUACCACGAGCCGGGCUUCUUUCAGGCCAAUAUCGAGACCCUGCAGUGCCUUUGGCAUACCGCGAAGGCCGCACGGCUGACCAAGAAGGGCGACAGUGGAUUUUACGAGAGUAUCCUCUGGGACGGAUUGACGCUCAAUGGCUAA